GAGCGCCUCCGUAACUGUUGGCCCUUCCCCCCACUGUACCCGGAAGUGGCCGCCGUUUCCUAGGAGGCGGUGGCACCAGGGGUCGAACCGGCCGAGAAGGCGAAGGCCACGCGCGGGAAGCCCCGCAGGGGAGGCCGAGGGUCCCGCCGGAGGAUCCGGAGUCCCUCCUACACACACACACACACACUUGAGGUCCUUGGGAAGGCCGAGGGUCCCAUCCCGGCGGGGUCGUCCCAACAAAAAAGGCCGCCCGAGGCCCCCGGAGGAGAAGGGGCGGUGAGGGGGGGACGACCAUGGAGUCCUGGGUGCGGUUCAGCGCCCAGAGCCAGGCCAAGGAGCGGGUCUUCAGGGCUGCCCAGUACGCCUGCACUCUGCUCGGCUACACCCUGCAAAAGAACGGGGCCAGCCCUGAUUUCCUGGCUAGGAUAAAGCAGCUGGAAUCGCACUUGAGUUUGGGACGGAAAUUGUUCCGGCUGGGGAACUCUGCAGAUGCCCUGGAAGCCGCCAAACGGGCCAUCCACCUGUCGGACAUGGUCCUCCGUUUCUGCAUCACGGUCAGCCACCUCAACCGAGCCAUGUACUUCGCCUGUGACAACGUCCUCUGGGCCGGCCGAUCGGGCCUUGUCCCCCACAUGGACCAGGAGAAGUGGAGCCAGCGCUCCUUCCGCUAUUACCUUUUUGCGCUGAUCCUGAACCUGAGCCGAGAUGCCUACGAGAUCCGGUUGCUGAUGGAGCGCGAGGCCAGCGGGAAGGGCGCCAAAGGGGGGGGUGGCGGAGACGGCGGCCCCGUGCCCGGCGGGGAGGACGGCCGGCUCCAGCAUCUGGCGCUGAGGCUGAGGCAGCAGCUCCGACUCCUGGCCCGGGUGCUCCGGGACAACCCCCCUCUGCUCCUGGACGUGGCCAAAAACGCCUGCGACGUUUUCAUCCCCUUGGACAAGCUGGGCCUCUACAGAACCAGCCCGGGCUUUGUGGGACUCUGCGGCCUCACGUCCUCCGUCCUCUCCAUCCUCGCCAUCGUCUAUCCGUGGCUGAAGCUCAAGCCUUAAAAGGAGCCGGGAGGAGCUGGCAGAGCGCGCGUGGAGUUGAGAGCCGCCGUGACAUGGCGGCACCGGCCGCGCAGCGAUCAUUCAGCCAGGGUGUGGGUUUUCCUGGAUCGUGGGGUUGUCUGCCCUUUUGGGUUUGGAGUGGGGCUACAGUUCGAUCUUGUAGGGAGGCCAGCAACGCGUCAAGACCUGGUGACCAAAAUUUUUUUGGCCCAUCUGGGAUGCAUCCACCCUCGGUAGGUAAUCGGCCCAUUUUGUCCCUGCUCACCUUCCGGUACCUUCUAACCUGUUCCCUCCCGUGUGCGCCUCUGCGGUUUGAACUCGCUCGGUUAAGGUUCAGCGUUUCUUGGAACCAUGGAGACACCUCUGUGCAGGAUACGAGGCGGAGGGCCCCACCAGUCCCUUCUCCCUGGGGGCCUCUUUGUCUCUCGACAGGCAGAGAGGGAGGAAUCUCCGUGCAACAAGAAGCAACCUUUCUCCUUUUUCAUUUGCCGAGCGCUGGGAGGCAGGAUGAGGGCCAAAAUGCCCACGGAUACAGAGACAGACUGGUUUGGGCCAAAGAAAUCGGCCUGUUGGGGGCGGGACUCUGUCCGACAGUGGUGAAGGGUAACGCUCUGCCCUUUGACCUCCACUGUGUUUGCAGCAGGACAAGCCACCCACCUCCCUCCAGCUUGACCCCUGUUUCUUUUCCCAGGGAAUUUUCUUUGGGGGGGAAAACGUUCAUAUCUGUCCCUUGACUUGGAUGCCCUUCCCUUUCUGCAAGCUGAAAGCGUCCCGGUCAGGGACCGAUGGGCUGUCUCAGUAAGAACCUGACGUACCAGGAAUUGGGGGGGGCACCCCUUGGAGUCUUGCUAUCCUGCAACUUUACUCCCCUCCUGUUUCUUCCCGCAAUCCAGCCACGGCCUCUCAUCCCUUUCGAAUGCCGAUUGACAGCUCCUGCUUCUUUUUGUCCCUCCAGACCCAGUCCCACUCCCCCGCCGCUGCCAAAUGUGGGUCGCCUUCCUCCCCUACCAUCCGAAGCACCUAACCCCCCAGGACCCAUAGAUGCCCCGUGGGCCCAUUUUUAGCCGAAGGGUGGCCACGUCCCCUCCCCUGCGCUGCCUCUCUCAGGACCUCACCCACGGCUGUCAAACAGGAUUAAAGAUUUGCUCUAAUAAAACUAAGUGCUCUCGGCA
Messenger RNA from Pogona vitticeps (central bearded dragon), 2218 nucleotides. RefSeq names its product peroxisomal biogenesis factor 11 beta (gene PEX11B). Gene Ontology annotation, cellular component: peroxisomal membrane. NCBI's taxonomy places the organism in Eukaryota, Metazoa, Chordata, Lepidosauria, Squamata, Agamidae. Gene Ontology annotation, biological process: peroxisome fission. The record is from RefSeq and is a predicted model, not a curated record.